UGUACAAAAGUGGCCAAACUGCAUUUUUCCAGGAUGCUAUUUGAAAAGGAGCAUUUUAUACGGUUUUUAGAAAUUGAAUCAAGGUUUUGGUAUAAAUUAUACAAAAUUUUGGAAAAAGCUGCUACCUGCAAUCUAAUAUCUGCUAGCUGGUAGUUGCAAUCUGCUCUAUCUAACCUGCAAUCUACUAUCUGCUAGCUGCAGAGCUGCUAGCUGCAAUCUGCUAGCUGCAAUCUGCUGGCUGCAAUCUGCUUGCUGCAAUCUGUUAGCUGCAAUCUGCUAGCUGCAGAACUGCUAGCUGCUACCUGCAAUUUGUCAGCUGCAAUCUGCUAACUGUUGAGACUGCCAGCCAAUGCUAAGUGCUAUUUCUAUUAUUUUUAUUAACUAUUAUUAAACUAAUUAUCAUAAUAAUCAUGGAAGAAGUUGAUUGUUCUUUGGUUGAAAGUUGGAUUAAAGAUGGAAAAACAUAUGCUUGGAUUAGUGAGCAAUUGCAGCAAUUGUAUCCUAACAUAUCAAGAGGUCUUUCUGUUCGGAGUGUUAGAAGGUUUUGCAAUAACCAUAAUAUUAGUAAAAUGACUGAUGAUGAACUUGAUGAUGUUGUUACUGAUGCAGUGAAAGAUGUGGGGGAGGUUUACGGAAGAAAAAUGAUGAAAGGGUAUUUAGCUUCAUCACUGGAUAUUGAUGUUGGAGAACAUCGAAUAGCAUCAUCUUUGCAACGAGUGGAUCCAGAGGGUUAUGAGAGACGAAGGAGUGAUACAGUAGACAGAGCCAAUCCUAUCCCAUAUUCAGCUCGUUACUUUGGCCAUAAAUUACAUAUGGACCAAAAUGAGAAAUUAAUUAGGUAUGGUGUUACUCACGUUAUUGCAGUUGAUGGGUUCUCAGGAAAAAUUGUUGCUCACACAUCCAUGCCAAUUAAAAACAAUUUAACUAUUUAUCAAAAAGUUUACAGAGAGGCAGUUUUGCAGUAUGGACUGUGGCAUCAGCUAAGAGUUGAUCAUGGGAGAGAAUUUUAUCUGUCACUAUAUGUUCAAAACCGUGCUAGAGAACUGCAUGGACCACAGGACAUAACUUCUUUUUGUCAAACUCCUUCUACUCAGAAUUUAGCUGUUGAGAGAUUAUGGGUUCAAGUUAACAGCAGAGUAAACUACCCAGUGAAACGUGUAUUAGUCAAAAUGGAAGAAAACCAACUACUGGACUUGUCUAACACAACAACGCAAUACUGUGUAUCUUAUGUGCUGAUUAACACAUGUAAUGUAGGCAUGGAGAGAUUUGUUGGAUCAUGGAAUGCACAUUCUAUUGCAGGGAAAGGAAUACCCAACAAUUUGGCAUUAAACUGUAAUACUUCCCCUGUGCCAGUGUCAGCUGUUCCAGUUGUAGAUACAGCUGCUAGAGAGUAUCAAAGAGACCAGGGACAGUUGACACUCUUUUCUAACUUUGGUACUGAUCCAAUUGGAAACAGACAAGAUUUAAUCAGAAGAAGAGAGCAUCUGUUUCAUUCAAAGGGAUUCACAUAUGAAAACAUGUUUACUAAUACAGUUUCUGAUGAUGGACAAAAACUAGUCAAUGGAAUCCUGAUGCACAUUGAAUUAACAAAUAGAUUAAGUUUAUUAUUGUGAUUGAUUUAGCAAAAUACCUGAUAAAUGUGAA
Messenger RNA from Amphimedon queenslandica, 1644 nucleotides. RefSeq lists its product as uncharacterized. The coding region runs from base 411 to 1613 and encodes 400 amino acids. Lineage: Eukaryota; Metazoa; Porifera; Demospongiae; Haplosclerida; Niphatidae. The record is from RefSeq and is a predicted model, not a curated record. The transcript has 5 exons.